Molecule: messenger RNA, 1127 nt
Organism: Lutzomyia longipalpis
Lineage: Eukaryota; Metazoa; Arthropoda; Insecta; Diptera; Psychodidae
Product: splicing factor C9orf78 homolog
Exons: 4
Coding region: 91-978 (295 amino acids)
Biological process (GO): mRNA splicing, via spliceosome
Cellular component (GO): spliceosomal complex
Source: RefSeq, a predicted model, not a curated record
CAGACUGUCAUCAACGAGUUUUGUUUUCAUUCUGUGAAAAAUCUUAACAAAAAAAUUAAAAUUAGAGAAAUAAUAGUUUUUAUCCUGAAAAUGUGUGACAGUAGUAAUUCAUCGUCAAAUUCCCUUGAAAUUCCCCCAUUUAAAAAUAAGAAAAGGGUUAAUUUGAGGAAACGAAAGAUAUCAUCUGACUCCAGUUGUGGUGAAGAAGGAAGCAGCGAAGAACUAAACUCUAAGCUAGAGGAGAUGAAAGUACGGCAGAAGUUGCGGACUAGACAGCAUGGAAUCAGUCUGGUGGGAUUGGCGAUUGGGAAAAAGACGACAAUUGAAGAAGAUUUGACAGUGAAGGAUCCUUUUAAUAUAAAAACCGGUGGAAUGAUCAAUAUGCAAGCUCUCAAAGCGGGUAAAGUGAAGACAGUUGAUGAUGCCUAUGACACAGGCAUUGGCACACAGUUCUCCGCUGAAACCAACAAGAGGGACGAAGAUGAGGAGAUGAUGAAGUACAUUGAGGAGCAGCUGAAGAAGCGAAAAGGGCAGAAGCUCGAAAAACAAGAUGAUCCCCUUGAUAAUCCCGCAAAGUACCUCAGUCCCGAGGAGGCAGCUCUCAUGGCUCUUCCAGAUCAUCUCAGGCAUGGUUCAGCUCAGAGAUCCGAAGAGAUGCUCUCAAAUCAGAUGCUGAGUGGUAUUCCGGAGGUGGAUCUGGGGAUUGAGGCAAAGAUCCGGAAUAUUGAGGCAACGGAGGAGGCAAAACAGAAACUAUUGUUGGAGCAAAAGAACAAAAAGGAAGGUCCUUCACAAUUCGUUCCCACGAAUAUGGCUGUAAACUUUGUUCAGCACAAUCGAUUUAACAUUGAGGAUGAUUCGAGGAAGAGAAAGCACCGUGAUCAGGAAGGUGAAGGAUCAAGGGAGAAAGGAAACAACAAGAAAGCAACAGAUGACUAUCACUACGAUAAAUUCAAGAAGCAAUUCAGGAGAUACUAAAAAAAAAUAAUGAAAAUUGGAACGUUUAUCGUUGUUUUUUUGUGUGAGUAGCACAUUGUGGGAAAAAAUAUUUAUAGAUUUUCUUCUUUGCCUCAUUCGUAAACAAAAUCCUAUUGAAUUACAUGAAUGAAUUUAUAUUAAUCACAAAA